Habropoda laboriosa is the source of this 681-nucleotide messenger RNA. RefSeq names its product N-alpha-acetyltransferase 40 (gene Naa40). Bases 1 to 660 code for a protein of 219 amino acids. NCBI's taxonomy places the organism in Eukaryota, Metazoa, Arthropoda, Insecta, Hymenoptera, Apidae. Gene Ontology annotation, molecular function: protein N-terminal-serine acetyltransferase activity; histone H2A acetyltransferase activity; histone H4 acetyltransferase activity. Gene Ontology annotation, cellular component: nucleus. The record is from RefSeq and is a predicted model, not a curated record. The transcript has 4 exons.
AUGUAUAAAAGAAAAACAAGACGUCAACUUUUGGUAAAAAAGGAAGCUAUUGCAAAAAGCUUGGUAGAUAAAGCAAAUUCUGUGCCAAACCCUUUAGAACCUUUAAAAUUUUUUCAUAAAUAUGUAACAAAAGAUAAUGAAAUUAUUGAACUCUCUUGCAUGAGAGGUAAAGAUGCACAGGCUGAAUGCAUAUCUUGGAUAUUUGAUAUUAUGGAACGUAAUAUGAAAUCUAUGUAUGAACAAAGUGAUUGGGGUUGGGACCCAAUUGCCAAGCAAAAUGAAUUAACAGAACCAGAGGCUUGGUAUUUAGUAGCAUCUUCAAAUAAUAAAUUUGUUGGAUUUUCUCAUUUUCGCUUUGAUAUAGAUCAUAGGGAAGAAGUAUUGUAUUGCUAUGAAAUACAAUUGGAAUCCACAGUACGGCGAAAAGGACUUGGUCAUUUUAUAAUGUCAGCACUUGAAUCUAUAGCAUCAGAAUACAAGAUGCACAAAGUAGUUUUGACUGCAUUGAAGCAUAAUCCAUCAGCUAUGCAGUUUUUCUGUUCUAUUGGCUACAAGAUGGAUAAAACCAGCCCAUCAGCAUCUGAUCAAGUGGAUUAUAUUAUUUUAAGUAAGGCUGUUGAUAAUGGAACAAUGAGCAGAAAGCUAAAUUCGUUUCAGUGAAUCGAAGAAAGUAUCGAAUUC